GAAGGGGAAGGUUAGUGGGAAGUAAUGGCGCCUCCAUCCUUCCAGGCCCUCAGGACAGACACAUUGGCUCCUCUUUCACUUUCUCCCAGACCCCACAUCCAAUCCAUCUGCUUUGGUCUGCUUGACCUCCAAACCAUUCCUGAUUCUGACCACCUCUGCCCUUGGCCCCCACACUGCAUUUUCAUCAUCAGCCAGAGGACCAGGUAACUUCCCUGCCCAAAACCCUCUGAUGGCUUCCCACCUCAAAGUAAAAGCCAGUCUUUCCAGAGGCCUACAAGGCCCUAUGCUUCUCUUGCCCUCCCUGACCUCUGACCUCUACUCCCACUGUACCCCCGCCUUGCUCACUCCAUUCCUGCCACCCUAGCUUCCGGACUGUUGCUCAAACACUCCAGACACAUUACCGCCUCACAGCCUUUGCCCUAGCUAUCCCUUCUGUCUAGAAUGUUCUUCCCCAAGUAUCUACACAGCAGAGCUACUGGGGUCUUCUCUCAAACGUUAGCCUCUUCAUGGGGCCUUCCCUGCCUCCCCUAUUGAAAACUGUAGAUGCCGCUCUGACCUAGUCUGGCCCAUCCCUCUAUGGUCACAGUCUGUGUGUUUCACCCAUACCCCUGCAACCCCAAAUAUAAGUGCCCCGAGAGCGGGACUUCGUCUUACUUUACUACUUUACCCCUGAGUCCAGGGCCUAGCACAGAGCAGAUGCUCAGUACAUCUUUGCUGAGUGGAUCAUAGAAGUUUGGAAAAGUUAGAAGAGGUAGUUGGGAGCCAGAUCAACAGGUGGGGCCUGCUCUGAGCUGGGCAUUGGGGCGAUUGACAGGAGGGACCAGACAACCAGAGAGGAGGUGACACACUUGGCUGGCCUGGGGGAGGAGCCCCAGACCUGGACCAAGACCACUGGGAUGGACAGGAGGAGGAACUGGUUUGUAUUACCACCCAAACCAUCCCUCCGCCUGUGGACCAAGCAGGUGUUAGGAAUCCGUCUGUAGAAAUAAAUGCACCAGGAUAGAGGCUUGAUGCACAAGAAUGUUUAUUGCAGCAUUGGUUUGAAGUAGUAAAAAAAGGGGGGGAGGAACAGCUUGAAUUUUCUGAAAUUAGACUAGUUGAAUAAAAUAAAUAAUGUAUUCAUUCUAGAAACUAGUAUAUAGCUAUAAAAAUAAGUUAUAUAUAAAUGGAGUGACCUGGAAGUUUGUCCAUGAUAACUUGUUAAGAGUCUCUUACAGAAGGUAACACAGUAGGAGCCAGUGUUUGAAACACGGAGGUCACAUACGCACAUACAUCUUUGAACAUAUUUGUAUUAAUGUCAGAAAGUCUGGAACAAGACCACCAAAUUCUAACCACUGCUCACUGCGGGGUGGGGGUGGGGGGUUGGAGGGCAGAAGGGAAGACUUCUAUACUCUUCGACUUGCUGUAACAGGUGGUAUCACUUUUAUAAUUUCACAAAACGAAACCCAACCCAACGCAGGGGGAUCCCCGCCCCCCGCACCUCACCUCGAACCUUCCUUCCCCAGGAGGAGACACUCUGCCCCUACAGUGCAGCCCAACGUCCAGCCAGAGGGUCUUGCCUUCCAAACAGCCAGACUCAGCCAUCUACCUGCCUCCCAUCCUGGCGGCCCGGCCCCACCUCCGGCCUGCCAGCUUGUGCCAAGCCAACGGGGCCUACAGCCGGGAACCAUUCAAGCCUCAAGCCACCCGUAAGUGAGAGGGCCUCCAGGGGGACCAGAGGGCCCAGCAGCCCACGGGCCAGGCAAGCAGGUGUCUAAGGAAAUUCUCUGCUGUUUAUACGAAUGUGCUUGAGCCUUGGCACGCCUUCGCUUGGGGUGUUCAGGGUCCAGGGGAAACCGGUUAGGUGAUCCUUUUUUCUUUUCUGAGAACUCUGUAAUGAUUACCUGGAGGCCACCAGUCCCUGAGGAGCGUUUGGCUGUCUGGUCUCAUGGCCACUGCUCUCUUAAGGUGACAGAGUCACUCCAAUCCAGAGCUCCUCUGUAUGCCAGCCUACUCCGUGGAGCCUUUGGCCCCCUUCCUGCUUGGCGUCCGAGGUUAACUCCACGCAGCCUCUCUGCCCAGCCCGCCGUCACGGCAGGCACGGUUUUCUUAGCCUCGCUCCGCACCAGAGCCGUGUGUGGGUUCUACCUUCGUUCUCCCAGCCUUCUUGCCUGGGACAAGGCAGGAGAUCUGGACAAAGAGAAGCGAAGACUCCAAAAUAUUUUUGCUACCGGGAAGGACUCCGAGGAAUGGAAAAGAAAGCCCCCUCCCGUGCGACAAGAGGACUCAGCCCCCGAGCUGGACCGCUUUGAAGAAUUGGUAAAGGAAAUCCAGGAGAGGAAAGAAUUCCUGGCUGGCAUGGAGGCUCUGGGACAGGGCAAACAGUACCGAGGGAUCAUCCUCACUGAGAUCUCCCAGGUAGGAGAAGCAACAGGAAGGGGAUGGGGGAGGCCCGCCAUGAGCGUGCGGCAGGAGACAGGAGUGGGUGAGACAGCCGGCACCCAGGUCGGGCCCGGGUCUGGGAGUCUUCUCUAGCCUCACAUCAGCAGCGGCUCCUCAAGUUCUCUCCCUGAUCCCCAGCUUUCCCUGAUGUCCUUUGCAGAAACUACGGGAAAUGGAAGACAUUGACCACAAGAGGAGUGAGGACCUUAGGAAGGCUCUUGUCACCCCUUGACCUGUCUCCAGAGACAGGGGUAGGGUAGCCCAUCCUGGACCACUGGAGCCUACCCCCUGGCCAAGCAGAGCCAUCACCACCUACCCUGGCCUUCAGUCACAGCAGAUGGCUAUGCAGCCCUGCCUUGGCCUAGGGGACCCUGGGCACACACGGCAUUCUAGAAAAUAGACCAACCUCAGGGAAUGGGCUCGUUCUACUCGAGACUCUGUCCAGGGGGCCUGGGUCAGCUGGGCUACUGACCACAGUCACAGACACACACACAUAUGCACACACACACAAACUUCGAGUCUUUUCUCGGGGAAAGAGCCCAUACACAGUGAAGGCAAGGCCCAAUCUCACCACCUUGGGCGUGUGUCCGAGGACAUCCAACAGGCCUCUUCCUCCCCCUCCCCCAACGCCCACUGUGAGUCCUCCACAUCCAGUUUUCAGACCUGCGGAAUGAAUGACUCCUUCCUUCCUACCUGCCUUAGAACCUACUUAUCUGACUUCUCACAGCCUUAGGCAAAUGUUUAACCACUAUGAUUAAUUGGCCGGUAAGACAUAUUUAACAUAGGUCAUGACAUACACCAUUCUGUUUUCAAAAGGAUGGGCUUGUUUGUUCAAGGAGUUCGAAUUUUUCAAGUACAGAUGCCUUUUGGCUGUUUGUAUAUCUCAAGUGGAAAUGAGAACCAACACUUCUCGGACACCCCACGGCCAGGGCAUUGUGUCAGGGACUGAAUUUCACUUGGUUCAUUCUCUCAAUAAAACUGUGCGAAGACGGA
Messenger RNA from Mustela lutreola (European mink), 3414 nucleotides. It is a transcript of the gene C8H22orf23, whose product is annotated as chromosome 8 C22orf23 homolog. The coding region runs from base 1876 to 2514 and encodes 212 amino acids. The transcript has 3 exons. NCBI's taxonomy places the organism in Eukaryota, Metazoa, Chordata, Mammalia, Carnivora, Mustelidae. The record is from RefSeq and is a predicted model, not a curated record.